UAUAGUGGUAGUGUAGUAGUGCCCAUCAGGCUAUCAGCCUAAUCCCGCAGUACCAGCAGGACUGGUGACGGUGUACGCACGCGUUGUUCCCUGGCUCCAAACAGAAACAAACAGAACAGCUAACUCAGCACAGGAUGUGCAGGAGUUAGUUAGGACAUUAAUUAAGGAUACAGACGCAGUAUAAGAGUACAGACCGCAACUACGAUUUGCUAGCGUUGUUUACCAACGGAACAUUUUUGUUGCGAUUGAAGUCCGUGAACAGGUUUUCGCGUUUGACGCACCGCGAGUAAGCCGGACGAGAUAACGUCUAUCCGCAUUACGCAGGUUACGGAUGCAGAGCGCGAUGGCAUACAGGGUCUACGUUAGUGGAAUUCUACUUCUUUACUUCACGACCGAAGCGCAGAUGGUUAUAUCCAGGCAGUCAGAAGAAAUAACCUGUUACACAUGUAAGCCAAAGGAGAAUAACGAUGAAUGUAACAAGAUUGCCAUAGACGUCCCUUGUCCGAAAGGCACAGAGUUCUGUCAGUCCAUGCAUAGGAUGGACGUGGAGACAGGAGCGAGUGUGUACAUGCACAAGUUCUGCGCCAAACCGAUCAACUGCACGGAGGAGACAGUCGGCUGCAAGGAAAUGGAUGCCGGUGGUUUGAAACUAGUGGAGUGCGUCUCGUGCUGCGAUGAGUCAUACUGCAACAGAUGGGCUCCAACCAACCACACCAAUGCCAUUCUGCAGUCAUCAAAUCCGGCAAAUUCAUCGCCAACGUUGACGUCACGGUCAUCGCUCUUCGUCCUGUUGCUAUGUUGUAUAUUGUCGUCUUUACAUACCUCUAUUCACUUACCGUGGAUAGGACAGUAGCUAGGCGCUUAGGGUAUGUUACAUACAACUCGCCUAUCAUGUUUUAUAACGAAUUUAUAAAAACGAAUAAUGUAUUUAUUAGUUACUUUCCACUACGAAAUAAGACGCGGUUAUGUCGGUAGUAGCAUUCUUUACUGUGUAUAUGAUUUUUUCUUAAUGGAUAUGUAAUUAAUGUAAAUUAUGAGAUGAUAUAGUUAACACAAACGUAUUAUUAUUAAUUUUUAUAUACGUAAUUUAACUUCGCCAUGACAUUUUAUUUGCUCAAAUGGAGUUCUGUUAAUACAUUGACAAACAUUCUAGUAGCAUUUUCUAUAUAAAGCUUGAGAUUAAUUGCUUUUAUCUAAUUAGCAUAUGACUUUCAUAAUUAUGUUGUAGAGGAAUACAGAGAAUGCAUGUAUAUCAUAUCAACAGUUUUAGCAUAAUUAUCAGUAGUAGUGUUUUAGACUUGACACUGAUGCCGUACGAUUAUAAAUAGCACAGUCGAUGCGAUGUGACUAAUUUCGAACAUGGCAUGAUACGGGAUGCUUGCGUUUUCAAUUGAUCUCCUUCACUGGACAGAGCAAUUAUCGUAAAUCGGCAUAGAGAAAAAAUGUUUCAAUGCUUCGCUAAUCAACGCGAACGAAAUUGCAGUGUAGGAGAAAAUUCACGCAAGAGAAAAUGUCGGAUUACUGGUAGUUGUCUCCUUUAGAACGUCGUAGAGUGUUAGCGUGUGUAUUGCACACGCGACCUCUGCUAGGAUUUCGUAUGUAAACAUCACGCUAGAGCAUAUCUGAUAGACAGACCAUGUCGAACACGUGUUUUGUUGUGCUUGCCUCUUUAUAUAUAAAUGCGGCUAAUCAUGUGUUGAAUUAUAUCAAGAGGCCAUAAUAGAGUGUCUCUAUUAUGGACUCUUGAUUAUAUUGUGGUAUAGCUGCUUUUACAUGCCAUUACGUACCCGGGACAGCAUAAUUAGUGUGAUAUACCCGACGCGUUCUAGGUGAAUUUGAAGGUAUGUAUUUGGCCGGAAAUAACACGAACAAAUCAAUGGCGCAUGUAAAUAGGCUUACAAUGUAAGAACCGGAUUAUCACUGAGGCAAUGCGAUUUUAUUUAUAAUGAUAUGGAUAAUAAUGCAUGACUUUCCUUGUAAGUGGAAUCCUUAUAUGUGACCAUGAGCCUUACGGAUUUUGUGUGAUCAUCAUAGAUAUUGCAAUCUAGAUAGAGAAAUCACCAACAGGCGUGUGGUUAUAGGCUGACUGUGCGGUAUAGUCUCUUAUGUUGCUUUGUAAAUAUUUCGCUGAAAUUUCUCUGUUGUAAAAACGAUAAUAUCUGUAUUGUAAAUAAAUCGAUUACUCUAAAUUUAAAGAGAA
This is a messenger RNA of Priapulus caudatus, 2200 nucleotides long. Its product is annotated as ly6/PLAUR domain-containing protein 6-like. Gene Ontology annotation, molecular function: acetylcholine receptor regulator activity. The record is from RefSeq and is a predicted model, not a curated record. NCBI's taxonomy places the organism in Eukaryota, Metazoa, Priapulida, Priapulimorpha, Priapulimorphida, Priapulidae. The transcript is spliced from 6 exons. The coding region runs from base 332 to 853 and encodes 173 amino acids.